UUGUUCUAUUAGGCUUGAUGCAAGUUGACAUUUGCAGACUUGAUGCAACUUGUUUAAUCAACUUGCACCACGCAGGCUAGUCAACAUGCAGCAAGCCUUGAUUUCAACAGGCUUGCUGCAAGUUGAUGACGCGUUAGCAGCUUGUUGACAACUUGCAGCAAGCUGGUAAAAUCCACAACUUGCAGCAAGUCUGUGGCGACUAUGCGGAUUUUACCAGAUAUCCAGUCCGCACAAUUAGUUCAAUCCGAUCCGAUGCGAUGCCUAUUCUUGCGUUUAAAACUUGUGCUCUACAAUUGCCUGCCAAAUAAAAAGGUCCAUACAACUAUGUGACUUCAGCCCAGACCUAGGCUUCCUCAGCUAUUUUUAUUUGCAGCGCUCUUUUCACACGAGAGCUAUCCCAAAAUAGACCAUGCGAAAGUCAGCCGGUAAAGGUCCUGGUCAUUGCGCAGAAUUCACAUCAAAAGUGAUAUAUAGUUCUAGGAAAAUUAAGGAAUUUCAGAACUCAAACCUGAACUCGUGCCAUGGUCUAUUUCUGACCAAUGAGAAUCAAUAUUACACGGAAAAAGGAAACAUUUCUGCACUUCUCAAUUCCGGCAUUCCGGUCUGGCCUCCUAACCCGCAAGGGCCAAGCGCCUGUUUUGCAAGGCUGCGAGAGGAGGGUUUAAUUUGUACAAAUAUUAAUUAAUUAAAGAUUUAAAGGAUCAAAUUAUGGCAAAUAGCGAUACGAUUGAGUCGUAUGAUAAUGCUGCAAGUGUCGGUAAAAACGAAGGCAGUAUAAACACGGAUAAAGACGAAACAAAGCAGCAAGAAGGAAGCAAAAUGAAAACGGACGAAAUCAACUUGACAGUUGACAACGAAGACGGGUCAGAAUCCGAAAGAAGGUAGUUUUGAGUUUAAUAUGAUGAUUUGAAUCGCAACAUUUGAAGUGAGUUGUACUGGUAUAUUAACUAGAUAAAGAGUUCUUAUCUAAUUUGAAGGGUUGAACAACAUUUCAAGGUAGCAAUUGCAUUUCGCACUUCCGGACUUUUUCCGCUCAAUCUUCGUAUUGAUACCCCCUACAGUCUGUAGACAACGUUCUCAAAAGGAUAUAAAAAACAUUGAAUACAGAAUACCGAAUAUCAUAAACAAAGAUUGCAUUCUAUCAUUCUAUUAAGCUAUACGCCAGACGUAUAUGCUAAAGGAGACGACUAAUACUAAGAUACUCUAGCAUAUUUACAAAAUGAUCAGAAUAUACAGGCUAUAAACCAUAACUUUGUUCCUGGUUCAAUUUCCUGGUUAUUUUAAUUAACCUUGUUCUUGCCAUAGCCAGAUUAAUUUGACCAGGACUUCCUUAUUGUUUAAUUAUAACCAGGCUAUGUUAGGUGGAUAAAUAACUAAAUAACCAGCUACACGUGUAAAAACGCACAAGUUGUUACAGACUUGCAGGUCUGCAAACAAGUUGUUACAAAUCUGUUCACAAGCUGUCAACAAGUUGUGUUCGCACUGCUUGUUCCCAGUUGUUGUAACAAGUUUGGAACAAGCUGUUAACAACUUGUAACAAGCUUGAUGGCAUAAUAUUAUCUGACUUGUCACAAGGUUGUUCUAAUAAGUCUGAUACAGUCAUGAUAUAACAAGAAUGUUACAAGGUUGACCAGACAAGGUUGUAACAAUAUUGUUAUAUCAUGACUGCAUUGGACUUGUUGGAAUAACCUUGCAACAAGUUUGAUAAGGUUAGCACUUUUUUCCAUCCAGCAAACCGCCUUAUUGAUUUUCUAAAGUCGGUUUUUUAAAAAUUUGUUUAAAUUAGGUUAGGGUAGGGUUUGGGUUAGUUACAUACUAGACAUUUAACUCCUCUUCUAUCUUCCGAAAAUGACGCCAGGUCAGUUUGCUGAUGGAAAAUAGUGCUAACCAUCUGAUAAUAUCAACAAACUGGCAGCUUGUUGGCAGACUUGCUACAAGAUGUGAGAUAUUAAGCAAAAAUAUGCAAAAAUCUCACAUCUUGUGGCAAGUCUAGCUUCCCAUCUAGAAUAGUCUGGUUAUUUCCUGGUUAGAUUAACCUAACUAUGGUAGGAUGUGAGUCCAGAUAAAAUUACAAAGAAAUUGCACCAGGAAUAAUAAGUUAACCUAAACUGUGUUAUUUCCCUAAGGUUAAUAAUAUACACACUAAUGAAAAAAUUUCUCAGUUUUGAUUGGCUAAGAGCUGUACAAUUUUUUCAAAAUACAGUCCCAGAAAUGAAAUACAGUCAGAUACAGCCAUUUCUAACAGAAAAUAAUACAAAAAACCAAACAUUUACAAGUGACAAAAAUGGCUGGCAUUUUUAGUAGAUUUUCUAUUAAAAUUAUUUAUAUUAAAAUUAACUAUUUAAAAGAAUAGGGCAUUUAGUUAAUAGGCAGAUUAGUAAUGUCCAACCAUCCUGGAUCACUAAGAAUAUAUUUCUUUAAAUAUCUGUUCCUUUGUGGUCUUUAUUGAAUACUACAAAAGUUGCCAGCAGCUGUUUACCUUAGUGGUUGUAUGUGCUUUGAUAUUUUUUGUUGAAAACAGUUUGUAUAUGACAAAUAAUUCCAGCUGCAUGUUCUUUAACAGCACACAUACAUGAAAAUAGGGGUUGAAAUUUUAAUAAUUUAUAAUCGCCCAUGUGGCGGCUACCACUCACUCACUCUGCAUAAGAUCAUUAAGAUGUGGUUGCCAAAUUUAAUAUCAGGUAGCCCUAAAUCAAUGUGUUAUGUAGUAUUCUCUUUGUAUAUAGAAAACAUAAACAGUUGUUUAAGUUGGCAAAUUUUAUGCAAAUUAAAGCAAAAUGGAAUAAAUGCUUGAUUUAUAACGAGACAUUCAAGGCUUUAGAAUAACAUUUAAUUUGGAAUAACAGUUUUUUUCUCAAUUGCCAUGAGGGCUAGAUGACAAAUAUUGUUGCAUUGGUGACCUCAGGUGGUACCCGCUCAUGUCAACCCCUGAUGGCCUGUUUUGAUUGGCUAUUAUAGCCUGUCAUGAGAAUUAUAACUGCAGAAAAGAUACCAUAAUUUGACUUUAAACACAAAUAGAUGUGGAUUACUACAAGACCGCGUAAGGCUGCAGGAAAAACUACACAGUCACAGAUUUCAAAUGAUAAUCAUUUCUCUGGUUGCUCUGGAUUUUCUCAUCGUGUUGGUUCAGUUAUUGAUGGACAUUCAAGUUCUCAAAGGAGGUCGGGAUAAAAGUUUUGUAAAAUUAUCUUUUUACUAUAAAUUUCUCCAUCCACAUCAUAAUUUCAAGUAGUUGUCAAAUUUUAUUUAAUUCUUUGAGGUUUAAUAUUUUAUUAUCUCAGCAAUGUUUCAGACGGUUUUAUCAUGAGGCAGUUGCAUCCCCCCCCCCACUCCACUCCGCCUCACAUUUAUGGAAAAUAGAUGAUUUGUUGGAAAUUUUAACCUGAAAAAAUUGGUUAAAACAUCCAGUUACCAACCAAGCACUAGUUACCAUAAUUUCUGUGCUUGGGGCAACGCCUUCUUCUAAAAGUGCCUAAAUCUUCCAUGACAACAUUGGCAUUUCCGCUUGACAACAUUUGAAUUUGCAUGCCCUUGCCCCCUUGGUAACUUGUGCGUUUCAACGAUCAAACUGCGCGGUAAAACUUCCUGUCUCUAAGCUCAACUGCAAAUCGCAAUAUGCAUUUCAAAUUAAUUGCUCUCUUAGUCAGUCGAAGUGUUUUUGAAGUGUGAAGUUUGAAUAUGAAAUGAGAAAAAAAUGGACUUAAACCGCAUCAUCCCUUAAAUCACCGAGUUGAUGUACCAAUGAACUUCGAACUUCUGAAAUGCUUUUUUAAGUUGGACAUCAACAAGAGAAAAAUAUAAACAUGACACAAUUCUGACACAUGUAUUUCAUUAGAGUUUUAAUUAAUAUUUUCAGAAAAAAAGCAUACUAUUCAACGUUACAUUUGACCUUUCAUGAAAUUUUUUGGUUCCCAGUUUUUCAAAAGCCCAUGUUUUUCUUUCUAAGCAUAUAAAAAAGGGGAAAAACAACUUUUAAACAUCUGUAGGAAAGGGAAAUAUGUAUUUCAUUUUAGUUUAAAAGCUGAAACAGCAUUUUAAACAUACUUUUAUAUGCAAACAUUUUUGAAGGAAAGCACUUUUGCUUUUUCAUGUUCCAACAUUUUUUCGAAGUUUUCAAAGAAAAAAAUCAUUCAGAUUAAUGCUGUACAAAAGUGUGGAGGGGAAAUAUUCAGGAUUUUUGUCACUCGUGUCAUAUAAACAACAAAUAUCAAACAUGUUUGAUAUUUUCUAUCAUUCGUGUGUGGCGAACAGCUCAGCGCAACUUUUGGCAGCAAAGAAGUGCGCAUGUUGUUUUGGGGAAUAUCACACAUACGCACUUAUCACACAUACGCACCCUGCGAAAACUUGGGACGAGGUGUGUGGCGCACAUUAACGACAUUAAUUUAAUUUACAAUUUUUAGUGGAUCAUGAUCAUGUUGGUAUUGAAGUUCUUCAUUAUAUGAGUAUUGUUAUUUUGGGCCUGUUUUUGGUUGAGGUGGGUAGCUAUAAAUGGGGGAAUUUACCAGGGGUUUCCCCGUCAUAACGAUCUGUUUGUUCCCUCACCCCCUUUCCCCCUCUUUCAAUUCAAACUUAAGUUUUGCAUCUAAUUGUUGAGUUUCAAAGUCAUUGUCAAAUAUAAAAAUUGAAAUAUCACCGCAUACCGCAUAUAGAUGCUUUAUAAUUGAAAACAUAAUCUGGCAGUGAUAAUAAGGACAGUAUACUUUUCUUAUAUACCACAAGAUUUUGAGCUGUUAACAGUGAAAUAAUUUUCUUCAACUUCAUUCCUUAAAGAUCGUGGUGAAAUUGUAUGCCUUUGGACUGGAUUUUUUUCAUCAUAAAUUGGAAGUAAGUUAAUAAAUAAUGAGCUUUACAUUCGAUAGUAUUUCACAGAUUAGGGCACGUUGUAGUCUUAUGACUUAUCUAUAAUGCUGAAUUAUAGUGAGAGUGUCAUGAUUACUUACAAACACUACAAUGUGUUACACUACAAUAUACCCGAUCUCGGCUCGGGACCGCUAUAGGGUGUUUUUUGUUUUGUUUUUGUUUUUUUAUAGUUUUUCUAUUAUUUAACUUUCUAUUAUAUUAACUUUAAAUAGUUUAUUAUUAUUAUUAACGUUUUCUUUGGGUUAGCAAUAUAUAUAUUCUGCUGACCCCAGCUAAUAAUCCUCAUACUGAGGGGUGUGCUGUAUUGGAAGAUAUGGGAAAGUUAAUAUUUUACAAUAGAUAGCACCAUACCAAUACAGCCAUUUGCAGUUGCAUUGGGCGUACAGAUGAGUAAAGUUUGAGAGAAGUUUGAGAACAUCCAGUUUGACUUAAUUUAAUUAAAGAAUCUAUCGAAAUUUCAAAUUCUCGAUCUGUCCAUUUUGAUACUAAAUUACUGAUAAUUCAAAUCUCUCUCAAAAUUUGCAAAGAUAGAACGCAGUCAUGGCUCCUAGCUUGUUUAGUGGUUAGAUUAGUCAGUUUACGAGCGGGUGGAGUUGUUCCUUGAACAGUGGGCCGAGUUGGUUAGUGGGCCGAGUUGACUGUAAACCAUAUUCUGUAGCUUAGGACGAAAAGUAAUAUCUGCGUAUUUGUGAUUUAGGUUUUUGAUGCUAUUGUUGUGAUUGUGUCUUUUGCCUUGGACAUAGCAUACAGGUAUGAAAAUUGAAGUUGCAUAAUUACUGUAAUGGUUUUUGGCGAGCCAGCUUUCUUGUGUAAAAUCAGCUCAGCAAAGCCUGCCGAAGUCAAAGCGAGCUAACUUGGGUACCCAGGCUGGCUCGCCACCAUAUAAACAGCUCUUAAUAGAAACAUCUCUCAAAUGAGGACAUCUCUUUCUAAGGCAGUCGUGACCUGAGCUUACUGGUUGAUGUUUUGUGCCAUUCUACAUUGCAAUUAAUUAAUAUUUCAUCCACAGUGGCAAUAUGGACGCCUGGGAUGCUGUCGGUCUGUUGGUUCUCCUCAGACUUUGGAGAGUUGUGAGAAUUGUUAACGGUAUGUUUUGCUGCGAUGUCCAGUGCAAGUUAUGAAUUUUGGCAAAGUAUAUUUGAUUAUAUUUUUUUGCAAUUUAAGGAAUCGUUUUAUCUGUGAAAAUUGAAAUGGACGAGAAAAUGCACCAUUUAAAAGGGGAGAUCACUGAACUACAAACACAACUGGAGCAGUAUAAAAACAGAUGUAAAGAACAAGAGGUAAUGGUUGAUACUGAGAGAUAUAACUUCUCUAUUCGUGUAUUAAGUCUUUGGGUGACCAUGAGAAACUUUGCUAAGACCAUGGCAAACGUGUUUUUUUUGUGUGUUUUUGGGUUUGGUUAUUUUGGGGGUUAUUGGUUGCUUCUAAAACGUUAACGAUUUCCAGUCAAACCUGAACUUUUGAAACUCGAAAAUGAAAAGAAACGGCAUGCCAAAUGGUAGCUCGCAAAUUGUAGUUUUUAAUGUACAAGUCAGACUGGUCAGUAUAUAUAUUAACUAGAAAUACAUGCAUGCAGCAACCACACGUACGUACCCUUCGCCUUUAUUUUCCAAACUUUGUUUCAACAUGAGGUACAGACUGUACAGUAUCUUGCAAACAGUAGUAUUUACUUGAAUUGUUUUCUUUCUUAGGGUAAAAUCACAGAACUGGAACUUAGUAAAACGUGAAGUUGAAUUGAAAAUUGGAAUUGACAAAUUAUCAUACUGCACUACAUAUUAUUAUAGAGCAAGAAUUUCGAGAAAAGGUUAAGCCUAUAUUAACUUCCAAACGCAUUCAGACCAAAGCCAAAGGAAAAGGUUUUGUCAUUUUUUCAGUCAGGUAAUAUCUUGGGAAAAAUUCGUAGACUUAAUUUCUAAAUAUUUGCACACUUAGGAAAUAUCAUACCUCAACAAACAUAUUGUUCUAGGGGGACGGGCUAGAUAUGAAAUCAGCAAAAAUAGCAUGGAAACUAGCAAUAUUUCGGCUGUAAUACAUUUUGAUUGGCUCGCUACUGUUUCGCAACUGUAAGAUGGUUUUGGAAACGCCUUUUGAUGGUUUUGAUGAGCUGGAAUAUUUAUUGCAUUUUUGCUGAUAUAAUUGGUUAGCUAAUAACUAUUGACCCUAUAUCAUUGUAAAGAACAUUUAACGUGUAAUAACUGUGGUUAAUCGUGUGACAUUCAAACGAUCUAUUACGAUCAGGAUACGUGACACCGAGCCGCGAUUUUCCGAGGGCCAGACUAAUCACAACUCACUAAUUACAAUAAAAUUAAUUAAAAAAAAUAAAAUUAUAAUUAUUUCCCAUAGUAACGGGAAGUAAUUCAAAUUAUUUCUGAAAUAGUAUGGAUUUCAUUGAAUUAAUAGCUCUCCUCAUCACGUGUACGUCCUAAAGAGCAAAGGCUAAAACUCCGAUCAAACGCAUAAUUGUUACAGGGCCAGCCAGGGGUAUUUCAAGCUCUAGAUUAACAAAAUGUGAAAAUAUAGAUUUGACGAGUGUUCCAGUUAUGUAUUAAUAUAAAUAGAAAACAUGGUAGUGUUGGGACUUGGGAAAUAAUUAAGAACAGCUAUUGAGAUUUGAGUGUUGUAGAUUUGUAGUAUUGAUUUGAUGCACUCUCGUAGUCCUCGUUUUAAUAAUACGACCUACGUGCUCUAGCUUUGUGUGAAUUUUUAGCAAUCCCACGUACAAUAAUGAGAUUCUGAUGAGAUCUUUUUGUUUUAAAUAAUAACAAUAACUUUAUUCAAAUGUUUGUUUUAAGAAUGCGUGCACUGAAGUUAACCGAAGCAUGACGAAAUAUUGGUCUGUUUAAUUAAUAAAUCACAAGCUGGGCAGAACUAUAACGGAA
Paramuricea clavata is the source of this 7739-nucleotide messenger RNA. The record is from the annotation of a GenBank genome assembly. Lineage: Eukaryota; Metazoa; Cnidaria; Anthozoa; Malacalcyonacea; Plexauridae.